AUGGCACACUCAAAACGAAACACCUCCCUCCCGCACUUCACAUCCUACGAACGCAACCUCCUCCGCUCAACCUGGGGCACAAAACGCAGCGUAAUCGGCCGCGACUCCUUCCUCCCCUUCGCCUCAUGCCGGCUCUGCCUCCAACCUGCGCGCGCGCCCGUAGUCGCCUGCGCCAGCAACGGCGACCUUUUCUGUCGCGAGUGCGCGAUAAACGACCUCCUCGCGCAACGGCAGGAAAUCAAGCGUCUUGAGAAAGAUCUAUGGGGCUUGAGGCGGCGAGGAGUGGGGCGAGUAAUGGGAGGAAGAGGAAAGCAGUGGGUGAGGAGGGGGGAAGAGGAGAGGGCGUUGGCGGCGUUUAAGGCGAGAGAGGUCGAGGUUAAUGGAGUUAGGAAGAAGGUUUUUGAGUUGGAUGAGAGGGAGAUGGCGAGGGUUGCGGCGGAGGAGAGGGAGAGGUUGAAGAGUGAGAUUAAGAAGGAGAAGAACUCGAGUAAAUCGGCACUCCCAUCAUUCUGGGUCCCAUCUCUUACACCGUCGACGGACCACGAUGAAAUCACGGCGAACAAAGCUGUCAAAUUAACGCCCAUGUGUCCCGGCUCAAACGAGACACAUAAGCAUAGCUAUUCGCUCAAGUCGCUGGUCGAUGUACACUUUACGGAAGAAAAGGCUGAGGACGGGACAGUGUCGCGCGUGUGUCCCAGUUGCAAGAAGAAUCUUAGCAAUGGGUUGAAAGCUAUGCUGACGAAACCUUGCGGACAUGUUAUUUGCUCGCCCUGUGUCACGAAGUUUAUGACUCCACAUGAUGUUCCAGAUCCGCAUGCUUCUAAGGAGGAGCAGGCGAAGACGGCCGCGCUGCAUGGAUUGGUCUUGUGUUAUGUUUGUGAGACGGAUAUCACUCCCAAUGGGGAUGUGACGGGGUUGAAGAAGAAGUCUAAGAAGAAGGAGAAGGACGCUAUUCGGCCUGGGCUGGUGGCAAUCAGCUCGGAGGGUACAGGAUUUGCUGGUGGUGGAGGCAAUGUGGCUACCAAGACGGGCGUGGCGUUUCAAUGCUGA
Penicillium subrubescens is the source of this 1050-nucleotide messenger RNA. Its product is annotated as putative RING finger domain protein. Lineage: Eukaryota; Fungi; Ascomycota; Eurotiomycetes; Eurotiales; Aspergillaceae. Bases 1 to 1050 code for a protein of 349 amino acids. The record is from RefSeq and is a predicted model, not a curated record. The transcript is spliced from 4 exons. Gene Ontology annotation, molecular function: ubiquitin protein ligase activity. Gene Ontology annotation, cellular component: nucleus.